This is a messenger RNA of Penicillium subrubescens, 492 nucleotides long. RefSeq lists its product as uncharacterized. Bases 1 to 492 code for a protein of 163 amino acids. The transcript is spliced from 2 exons. The record is from RefSeq and is a predicted model, not a curated record. Lineage: Eukaryota; Fungi; Ascomycota; Eurotiomycetes; Eurotiales; Aspergillaceae.
AUGGAACCCUUACUCUUCAUAUACGAGUCGACCUACGUUAUCGCGACAUGUUUAGUCAAGCUAUCUAUUAGCUUGUUUCUUCUUCGGUUCACGAUCGAACGCAAAUAUACCUGGACUCUAUACGUUGUCCUCGCCACACUUUUCAGCUACAGUGUAUUCUUGCUAUUCUUCGCGCUGUUUCAGUGUACACCGGUGUCUGCAUUCUGGAAUAAUUCAGGAAAUUGCAACACAAUUGGGACAAUCAAGGUUACGUAUGUGCACUCGGCCAUUAUUAGCGCAUCCGACUGGUUACUCAUCUUCUUGCCUAUCUUCAUGGUCUAUAACCUUAAUCUUGGAUUCCUUACCAAGCUAUAUGUUGGGAUUAUCCUGGGUCUCGGCUCAUGGUACGUUGCCAAAAAGGCUGCCCAUCACAGAGAAAAGCUUUCGCGGGCUCACUCUCAGGCAAAACAGUGCCAGCAUUGCCACUCUGGCAAGAUUUGCUUAUAUCCAUGA